Alosa sapidissima (American shad) is the source of this 2909-nucleotide messenger RNA. RefSeq lists its product as uncharacterized. Bases 385 to 1977 code for a protein of 530 amino acids. Lineage: Eukaryota; Metazoa; Chordata; Actinopteri; Clupeiformes; Clupeidae. Gene Ontology annotation, molecular function: proton-transporting ATP synthase activity, rotational mechanism. The record is from RefSeq and is a predicted model, not a curated record. Gene Ontology annotation, biological process: proton motive force-driven mitochondrial ATP synthesis. The transcript has 6 exons.
UGUCACAUAAAAAUAUAGCCGAUCACAUUGUAAAUCUCAAGUUUGCAACAAAGUAUCUGCUAUUACUGAAUUCUAAACAGGCGUACAUUAUGCUACCCACGAGGGCUUUCGUAGAUCUGAAAAUAAUGCACAGCAUGGACGCCCCAUGGUCAUUGCCAUGGUUAGUAACAUUGUCUCCUUUCUUAGACAGUUGUUUUGAGACUUGACAGAUUAUGCAUCAUGAAUAUUUAUGUUUACUAAAUUAGGAUAUUUGCGCGAUGCGUUUCGACGACCCACAAUCCACUAGAGAAUGGUUGACCUGUCAGCUAAGUGGGUUAUGAAAGUUACUGUCAAAACUGUAUCCAGCUUGUUCCACAUCAAGGAACUAAAAAAUAAGAGGUCAACAUGACUGGAAAGCAAAAGGGUAACGUGGUUGGUGAGCUGUGCCCUUACUGUGGGAGGACAUUCAAGAGGCUUAAAACUCAUCUUAAUCACUGCAAGAUGGCUCCCGCUGUUGCGUCCCCCAAAAGUGCAGACACCCUGAGUGAGGAUGCGCUCCUUAAGGCCGUGGUAGUCAAGAGUAAGAAGAAGACUGCCGCUGCAACAAGCCGAGACCAACUUUCUUCUUCCAGUCAGGGUAAAACUGAGUCUCUGUCUGAUUUGAAAACCAAAAAUAGAAAUAAAAAGUUAGUGAAACCAGCAGAACCUAUUACCUCAACUCCUCUCGCAUCUCCUCAAACUACCAACCCUGCAUCAGAUAGUCUAAGUGAAGACACGGGGCAAAUUAAAAGGAAAUGGCCAGGAAGGAGUAAACAGGAGACAGAGAAAGAGAAGCUGUCUGCUGUUUUGAUGGAAACGGGCAGAAUAUCAUUACCGAAAGCUACGGCUUUAGGAAAAAUCACACUGGCUGCGAAUGUCUUGAAGGGAUCAACCGGUGGAGGAGAGCAGAGAGAGGUCACCAAAGCUACCAAACUCAAAAACGCAGCCAAGUCAAAGGCUUCACUUCGCUUGCCAGUCGAGGAGAAUGGUCUUGCUGUUCCUCUCACUACAGCAAUGGCGUCUGUUCAGGAACGCACACAUAAAGCUCUGCAUAAACCUCACACAGAAAACGACCAGCACUUCAAUCCGUCCCACUUGAAACCCCAAAUUCAAACACAUUUCCAGGAAGAAGUGAAGGCAAGUUGGCAGGGCCGAGGCAAAGACCUGUUGAGUGUGAAAGUGCCAGACAGUGAUGUGUCAUACACCUACAAAGUGAAGACUAGUGUGUGGGAUCACAUUAAGGGUGGUCUACUGAGCAGGAAGUAUGGAGUGCCGAUGACUGCGUCCUUGGUGGGGACUAAACCACAGGUUGGCAAUGGAACCACAGCUCUCACGAUCAGUCUGCCUCAAUCUGUCAUGAAUCCUCAGAAGGCUGCGUCCUUGGAAGGCCCCUUCAUGAAGUGUGCAGACUCCUCAAAGCCCCCACAGGUCACCCUACUAGCGUCCCAAAGUGACGCCCUCAGCUCAAAUCCCCGGAGCCUGGAGUGGAUGUCCACUGUUACUGCAGGUUACCAUGGGAUGGAGGUGUACAGACCUCCAGGGAGGCUGGCCCAAGGGCACGAGCAGUACUGGAUGAAGCCCUCCCCCGCACCCUUGCCACCCACCCCUCUACCAGUGCCUGAGGUUUUAGGUGGGUCCAAGAGACCGCAAGGUCCAUCUUCAUCUUUGAACUCGGGGGGACAGGCCUUUAGCCUCAGUAUAGUCCCCCUUGCAGAGAGGAGAUUUGGUGAUGUUACGCUGAAUGAAUUGCUUCCCUGGCUUGCAGACCGAACACCACAGUCACCUAAAGAGGGGUUAGCCAUUUUGAAAAAUGGUUGGCAGUGGUAUUACAGACGGUACAUUGACGUACGUAAGGGUGGUAUUGGAGGGGUCGGCAUGCUUAUUGCUGGCUACUGUGUCCUAAGCUACGUGUGGAGUUACCCACACCUAAAACAUGAACGUUGGAGAAAGUAUCACUGAGGAAGGACCAGUCUGUGGGCCUCGACUGAUGAACUGACAUUAGGUCUCUUAGUGAAGAGUACACUGUGUGUGCUGUGUGUUUCAUACAUCUGUGAAGCGGUUCAUGAAUCAAGCUUUUAUUUUUAUUGAACAUUUAUUUGUACUACUAAAUGAGUUGAUAAAAGGGAAUGUAUUUUUGUGAACACGUUUCUAAUGAGCAAUGAUGUAUAUGAACUAAUGGAAUGUUUUUUUUUGCAAUUCUCUAACAUUAGGCGCUGACUUGUAGCCUAUGUUCAUGUAUUUCUCUUUUUAGAACAGAAAAGGUCACCAGUUGAGCUAUCACAGCUCUUACAUGACUUCAAAGCUUGUAGCCUACCACCGUCUGUUUGUGUGUGGUAUGUCAAGUGUGGCCUAACUGACUUGUCACAUGAAACAUUUAUACCAUAUCCCUGUUGGUGGAAAAAUAUGUUGUGGAUCAUAAUUAAUUUGUUAGAAAUGUUUGAAAUGUAGCUGCAGCUGAAAAUGUUAAACAGACUGACUAUUUACAUUGAUGUGUUACAUAGAUGUAACUCCUCACCUUUUAGGUGACACACGUUUUUGAUAUCAAAAUAGGUGACAAUUAUUUAAAGUGUGUGGGGGUGUUUGAGCAGAGUAGAAGACUGCCAACCCUUGACCCUACUCUCUGAUUAGGUCUGAUGCUCAAAUUCUUACCUCAUCCAUCUCACUCCUGACCAACUAACCAAGGCAUCGAGUACUAGCCACUCCGAGGUGGAGUUGGAAUGCCAGCGUGGAAAGCUACAGUAAGUACACAUUCUGAAGAAGAGACGGCCAAGGAAGCAGCUGUGAUCAGAGACACACUGUUAUUACAUUUUGAAAGGAGGAGAAAAUGUCGCUGCAAUGUUACUUAUAAUAAAGAAAUAAAAAAGAAAUAAGUAAAGUGAUUAUCCUGCCCA